AUGAGCGCAGCCCCCACAGUCCCCACUGGCACCCUGUACGGCCUCUGUGCCCUCGGCGCCACCAUCCGAAGCCGCACAAAGGCCACAAACUCCAGCACCAUCCCAAAACAAUACAAAAAAUUCUCCGCCGCCACAAUAUCGUCGAAACUCAUCCACGACAGCACGAAAACACCCGAGGCAGACAACAGGAUCCCGACUGUCGGGGUCCCGUGCCUCGACCGCCUGGCGAAGAGCUCCGGGAUCAUCCCGCGCUCGGCCAUCCCGAGCAGCUGGAACGAGUCCGAGCUCAUCUCCGUCACGAACAUGCCCACGUUGGCGGCGGCGGCCGCCGCCCGGACCCACCACCCGAGCCACGAGCCGGCGAUGGCCUCCGCCACAUCAGCGAAAUAUCCGUCGGUCCACAGCUCCCGCUGCAGGGGAACGGCGCCCGUCCCAGUCAGCAUACGCAAGGACGACAAAGACGAGGGCGUAAAACAGGGCCUUCGGGAGGGUCGUUUUUGGGUUUUUGACCUCGCCGGAUAUGGUGCUGACCGAGUCCCAGUAGUUGAGGUUCCAGAAGAGAGUGUUGAGGUACAGAUUCCAGUCGACGUGGCGAAUGUCUCCGGCUAG
Messenger RNA from Striga asiatica, 609 nucleotides. Lineage: Eukaryota; Viridiplantae; Streptophyta; Magnoliopsida; Lamiales; Orobanchaceae. The record is from the annotation of a GenBank genome assembly.